AUGAUUUUGAUCCUGCUUUUGAGUAUUGUCAUAGUACUCUUGGGCUUUGGCGUGCAAGGCGAUCCCACUGAGGUUCAAUCGUACUCUGCCCCUGAUGCCAUUCGAGUGGAUCGUGUACUUGAGCAAGGCCAACGGUUCCGACAUGAGCUACUAGAAGAAAAGAAACAGCUUUACGACAGCAUUGAAGCGUUUGGAAGUGACAAUGACGACGUUCUUUACCGGCUUGCCAAUGUGAAGCUCGAUGACUUUACAGCGUUUGAACGAUUGGUGUUUGGCAUGUUUGAUAUCUACGAUCAGACGGUUCAUCAGCGUCGACAGCAGCAAAGCUACGACUUUCGUACACCUGCACUUAAGCUCACAUUUGAUUUCCAGCUUGCUAUUCGUCAGUCGCAUUUGCAUCUUCGCUCACAUUCCAUUAAUGAACUGGCUCAGCUCACUGAACAAGCACACCAGCAACUAGAGGAAGAAGAGGAACAGGAGGAGGUUCCACCUACAACACAUCAUCAAGGAUACAGUCCACAUCAUGUACAUGUUGAAGAUGAUACACCGGAUUCACGUGAAGCGAUUCAAGCCAUGUUACAAUCCAUGUUGGAUGAAGUACGGCAAAGCGCUGAUCAAUUAGAACAAGGCAUGCACGGACACAACAUUGCCUUUUCGGGUGGCACCUUUGAAACCGUCAUGAAGGUCAACAAUGAUGACGAUGCGGCAGCAGAUGAUGCAGGAGAUGAUAACAAUGCCAUCCUCAUUGAUCAAGAUCGAAAUGAAUACAUCAUGACACGGCCUUCCGAUACCACCGUUAUUUAUGAAGAUAUACAAUUGCUACACGACUUUAUAUUGAUUGUUGUAUGCUCCUAUGUAUUUGGAUGCCUAUUUGCCAUGAUACGGUUGCCAGCAUUCUUUGGAUAUAUCCUAGCAGGCAUUGUUACUGGACCCGCAGGCUAUAACAUGAUCACCGAACUUAUCCAAACCGAAACACUUGCCCAAUUGGGUGUCGUUUUUAUUGUCUUUGUGCUUGGAUUGGAAUUCUCGCUUGAAAAGCUCAGGGCCAUGUGGCGAUUGGUAUUGGGUGGUGCCACGAUGAUCUUAUUGGCCACCGUACUUGCGUUUGUGGUCAUGGGCACGUUACUCGGUGCAUCCUUGAAGGAAGCUGUCUUUGUGGGUGCCUGUGUCAGCUUGAGUUCUACCGCCGUGGUUGUAAAGUGUAUCAAGUUGGAUCAUUUGGAGCACUUGUAUGGAUUAUUGGUGAUGCAAGAUGUUUUAUUAGGAUUCAUGCUGGCCAUCAUUCCAGCAUUGGCUGAAUCAGGUGCUCAAGUCAUGGUGGCGAUCCUCAAAAUCACCAUAUCAUUUUCUGUGUUUGGUGUCUUGUGCUAUGGCAUCAUCAAAUUGACACCUUCCUUCCUACCACGUGUGAUCCGUAUGGUGCUUCCCAAUAUGAAAUCCACAGGCAGCCAUGAAUUGACGGUGCUGGGCACCAUUGCAGUGUGCUUGGUGAUGUUGGUGAUAUCCGAUCGACUUGGCCUAGGCAUGGAAAUUGGAUGUUUUGCUGCUGGUGUUCUCUUACGAUCACGUAAAGCCCUGUUUGAACCUGCCUUAGCAGCCAUUGAACCUGUACGCGACUUAUUUGCAUGCCUCUUUUUCGCCUCCAUUGGGUUACACGUGUAUCCAUCGUUCCUGGCAUCUCAAGCGAUGCUCUUGUUGGUGCUUGCUGCAGGUGUCAUUGGUUUCAAAUACGUGGCAACAUUUGGCAUUUUGGUGUCACUCAAAAUUGACACCCGCAAAUCAUCCGCUAUGGCUGUGGCACUUGCUCAAAUAUCCGAAUUUGCUUUUGUACUUGCAUCGCGUGCCAAAUUGCUGGAUAUUAUAUCACGUGAAGUCUACUAUUUGCUCUUGGCCGUUACCUCGCUUACCUUGUUGGCUACACCGUUGCUAUGGAAACUUGUAGAGCGAUCUUCAUUUUUUCACACCACAUCCUCCUCCUCCUCUUCUAUAUUACGAUCCCAUCAUCAUCAUCAUCAUCAACAUCAUCACCACAAUCAUCAUGAAGAGCAUCCUUCUGUUAUCUCCGUUUCAAUGGAUGAUGCGGAUAAAGUGUCUUAG
Lichtheimia ornata is the source of this 2097-nucleotide messenger RNA. RefSeq lists its product as uncharacterized. Lineage: Eukaryota; Fungi; Mucoromycota; Mucoromycetes; Mucorales; Lichtheimiaceae. Gene Ontology annotation, molecular function: potassium:proton antiporter activity. Bases 1 to 2097 code for a protein of 698 amino acids. The record is from RefSeq and is a predicted model, not a curated record. The transcript is spliced from 6 exons. Gene Ontology annotation, cellular component: membrane. Gene Ontology annotation, biological process: proton transmembrane transport; potassium ion transmembrane transport.